This is a messenger RNA of Zingiber officinale, 1024 nucleotides long. Its product is annotated as MKI67 FHA domain-interacting nucleolar phosphoprotein-like. The coding region runs from base 172 to 828 and encodes 218 amino acids. The transcript is spliced from 9 exons. The record is from RefSeq and is a predicted model, not a curated record. Gene Ontology annotation, biological process: maturation of LSU-rRNA from tricistronic rRNA transcript (SSU-rRNA, 5.8S rRNA, LSU-rRNA). NCBI's taxonomy places the organism in Eukaryota, Viridiplantae, Streptophyta, Magnoliopsida, Zingiberales, Zingiberaceae. Gene Ontology annotation, cellular component: nucleolus. Gene Ontology annotation, molecular function: RNA binding.
CCCUAAGAAACCCUUUUUUUCCCGCAACCGUCUGGAGACGGGAGACUGGCCGCCGUUCUCUUCCUCACUUUAUCCCUCUCGCUAUCUCCGUAGCGAUCACGCUGCAGCUUCGCCGGUGGUCGCAGGGCUCCUGUUGCCGGUUCUCGCUUCUUCCGAAGGAAUUCAAGUGAAAUGGGUGCAAAGGCAAAGAAAGCUUUGAAAAAGAAAUUGAAGAAGACAUCUCAACUAUCAAUUUCUCGUCACAAAAAUGAAUCAUCUGACUUUUUGCCUUUAGAAGGAGGUCCAGGACGGAAACUUGCAAAAGUGGAAGAAGAACCUGCCAAAAAUAUAGCAACAGUAUUGUAUAUUGGUCACAUUCCCCAUGGAUUUUAUGAAGAACAAAUGAAAGGAUUCUUCAGUCAAUUUGGAAAAAUUAAGCAUGUGAGAAUUGCUAGGAGUAGGAAGACAGGGAAUUCUAAGCAUUAUGGUUUCCUUGAAUUUGAAAAUCCAGAGGUUGCCAAGGUUGUAGCUGAUGAGAUUAAUAAUUAUCUUGUGUUUGAGCACAAUCUUCAGGUUCAUCUUAUCCCACCAGAACGCGUUCAUCCAAAGCUGUGGAAAUGCGCUAAUUGGAGAGACAAUAGAAAAGAUUGGACAGCGAUUGCACGUACGCAGCACAACAAGGAAAGAACAUCUGAUGAACACCAACACAUGGUUGAAGGCAUCGUUAAACGGGAAGAGAAGCGGCGCAAGAGAAUCAGAGCUGCCGGCAUCAACUACGACUGCCCAGAUCUUGUUGGUCUUGGUCAGCCAGCUAGUAAGAAAAUAAAAUUUGACGAAGAGGAUGAUUAAAUUUAUCAAUAUGGUCUGCAGUCUAUAGAUGGCGUUGCCUUCUGAGUGCUACAAUUGUUUUGUACUUGAAUUGACAGACAAGCUCAAUUUCACGGUAGCAAGUGCCAAAAUACUAUGUGCCUUUUUUAUGUUAUAUGCAGUUCGACUCUUUAUUAUGUGCCCAUUUACUCCAAUUAAAAUCAAAUUUUGGGUGGAA